AUGAAACUCAUCAUUGUCGGGGCCAGUGGGUUUGUUGCAACGGAACUCAUCAGCCAGGCUUUGCGCCGGCCCGAUGUCACAAGUCUCGUCGCCCUAUCUCGCAAACCCGUCACUGCCCCUGACGGUGAAAAUGCGGCCAAGUUGAAGAGUGUAGUCAUUAGCGACUAUGGAGAGUAUCCUGAUGAUGUUAAAAAGGAGCUUGCAGGUGCUAACGCUUGCAUAUGGACUGUUCUUGGCCUGGUCUUCCGCUUGACGCCAUUUGGUACCCUACCAGUACAAACAGUCGCAGCUGCGAUGCUGGACCAGGCUGUAACUGGCUUUGAGAAGGAACACUUGGGGAUUGAGGAUCUGAAGAGGAUCGGGGCAAAGGCCAUCGAAGAGAGUGGUAAACGAUGAAGCCGGGACCAGGCGUUACAUGUACCCCGGUGCUACAUUUGGUAUAAGGAUAUCCGUUGGGUACAUGCUUUGAAACAAACUCUUCCAACUGACAAAUACAUCAAAUCUUCCUACAUGUUUCUCAAGGUCUGUUUCAAGUCGUCGAGUGCGCAAGGCUGCGUGCCAGGGCUGGGUUUUGCUAGCCGCUGCUCUGUUUGGUUGAGUUGGAGGGUUCCACCAUCAAUGCCUGUUACAUACAUACAUUGCCAAUUCUUGAGUUCUUCAGACGUACUGGAUUUAUACUAGCUGCCACCAUCUAAAUGCCAUUGCUCAACAGAUGAUAG
This is a messenger RNA of Trichoderma harzianum CBS 226.95, 719 nucleotides long. RefSeq lists its product as hypothetical. The record is from RefSeq and is a predicted model, not a curated record. NCBI's taxonomy places the organism in Eukaryota, Fungi, Ascomycota, Sordariomycetes, Hypocreales, Hypocreaceae. The transcript has 2 exons. The coding region runs from base 1 to 396 and encodes 131 amino acids.